Messenger RNA from Arabis nemorensis, 1557 nucleotides. The record is from the annotation of a GenBank genome assembly. Lineage: Eukaryota; Viridiplantae; Streptophyta; Magnoliopsida; Brassicales; Brassicaceae.
AUGAGGUUUGCGAUUGCGUUUACGGCGAAGAGAAUUGCUCAUCGGAGUUUUCUGGUGAAAGGUAAUCUUGGAGCUGCUUCUCCUUCGUUUUCCAUUUGCGGUUUUCGUUGGUGGGUACGAGCUUUUUCUGGUGCUAGUUAUGAUUACAGAGAGAAGAUUAAAGAUGGGUUUCUUCAUGAUAUUAAGUUAGAUGAUGCAGUUGCUUUGUUCAGUGAGAUGUUGAACUCUCGUCCUAUGCCUUCCAUUGUUGAUUUCAGUAGAUUGUUGAGUGCUAUUGCAAAGAUGAACAAGUAUGAGCUUGUGAUAUCACUUGGCGAGCAGAUGCAAAUGAUGGGAAUUGCACAUAAUCUCUAUACUUACAGUAUUUUGAUUAACUGUUUCUGUCGCCGUUCUCAACUCUCUCGUGCAUUAGCUAUUCUUGGGAAGAUGAUGAAACUCGACUUUGAGCCCAGUAUUGUCACGCUUUCUUCGCUUCUCAAUGGAUACUGUCACGGGAAUAGGAUUUCAGAGGCUGUAGCUUUGGUUGAUCAGAUGGUGGAAAUGGGAUAUAAGCCUAAUACCGUGACAUUCAACACACUAAUCCAUGGACAUUUUCUCAACAACAAAGCUUCAGAAGCAGUUGGUCUAGUUGAUCGAAUGGUCCUGAAAGGCUGUCAACCGAGUUUAGUUACUUAUGGUGUGGUAAUAAAUGGAAUAUGCAAGAGAGGUGAUAUUGAUUUAGCUUUAACUCUGCUCAAAAAGAUGGAGGAAGGGAAAAUAGAAGCUGGUGUUGUGAUCUACAGCACAAUAAUUGAUGGUCUUUGCAAAUACAAACAUGUGGAUGAUGCACUUGACCUAGUCAAUGAAAUGGAACCCAAAGGAAUUAGACCAAAUGUUCUUACCUACAGCUCCCUCAUAAGAUGCCUCUGUAGUUACGGAAGAUGGAGUGAUGCCUCUCGGCUUUUGAGUGAUAUGAUUGAGAAGAAAAUUGACCCUGAUGCUGUCACUUUCAGUGCAUUGAUAGAUGCGUUUGCAAAAGAGGGGAAGCUUUUGGAGUCUAAAGAAUUGUACGAGGAGAUGAUCAAAAGGUCUAUAGAUCCUAGUACAUUCACUUACAGUUCACUUAUCAAUGGAUUUUGCAUGCUUGACCGCCUUGAUGAGGCCAAGAAUAUGUUUGAUUUGAUGUCUAAGAGAGUAAAUGAUGGCAUGAAACUCUUUCAUGAGAUGUCUCAAAGAGGAUUGGUUGGGGAUACAAUCACUUACACCACUCUAAUCCAAGGGUUUUUUCAAGCUGGAGAUUGUGAGAAUGCCCAAAAAGUUUUCAAACAGAUGGUUUAUGAUGGUGUGCCUGGUGAUCUUAUGACAUACAACAUUUUGUUAGAUGGUUUUUGUAAAAACGGGAAGCUAGAGAAAACAUUGGUCAUAUUCCAAGAUCUGCAAAAGAGUGAAAUGGAUCUUGAUAUUUUCACAUAUAAUAUUAUGAUUGAAGGGAUGUGGAAGGCUAGUGAGGUGGAAGAUGCAAAGGGUUUGUUUUAUAGCCUCAGCCUUAAAGGAGUGAAGCCUGAUGUUGUAACAUAA